Aspergillus ruber CBS 135680 is the source of this 2498-nucleotide messenger RNA. RefSeq names its product lysophospholipase family protein. The coding region runs from base 376 to 2322 and encodes 648 amino acids. Gene Ontology annotation, cellular component: cytosol; intracellular membrane-bounded organelle. Gene Ontology annotation, biological process: glycerophospholipid catabolic process. The transcript has 3 exons. NCBI's taxonomy places the organism in Eukaryota, Fungi, Ascomycota, Eurotiomycetes, Eurotiales, Aspergillaceae. Gene Ontology annotation, molecular function: A2-type glycerophospholipase activity. The record is from RefSeq and is a predicted model, not a curated record.
CAUAUGCCUUUUAUCCCUUUAUAUACAAUUUCGAUCGGCAGGGUUAUCCUGAUACGGCAAUCGGAAACACCGGAGUUGAGAAUCCGUGCUGACAUCAUGGAUCCCAUGCUCCUGAAUUUCAGCGCGCGUGCUGAUUGGCUAAAGUUGAAAUCAACAGGAACCGUAGCCAAUCACAUGUGUUUCCAGCCUCGGUCACUCUGCAGCAGCUGAAUAAAACGGGGAGCCUCAGAAACCAGGCAGGAUCAGGUCCUCAUUUUCUGGCGACAGAUACAAAUACAACAUACCCGCAUCACCCCGUUGCUUGAAUGAUCAUCGGUUUCUAGACUACGGAGUACUUGACGUCGAGACUGUGGAGACCAUCCUUCUACUGUCACCAUGAAGUCCACCUCCGUGGUGCUUGCUCUGGCUGCCGCCCUGCCCAGCGUAACGGCUGCUCCCGAGCCCGCGGUUGCUCAGGAUUUCAGAAUCUCCAGCCACGUUCGUCGGUCGCUGCCCAACGCCCCCGAUGGCUAUGUACCCUCGUCCGUGGAAUGCCCGUCCAGCCGUCCGACGGUGCGCAUUGCAGAGAAAAUAUCCAAGAAUGAAUCCUCGUGGUUAGAUACCCGCCGUGACAAGGCUACCGCGGCCUUGAAGGAUUUCUUCGGUCACGUUUCGAUCGACAACUUCGAUGCUGCUGCGUACAUCGACCGGGUUAAGAGCAACUCGUCAAAUGUGCCUAACAUCGGUAUUGCGGUGUCUGGUGGUGGUUACCGUGCUAUGCUGAACGGUGCCGGUGCUAUCAAGGCGUUUGAUAGCCGGACGGACAACUCUACUGCCUCGGGGCAGUUGGGUGGACUGCUGCAGUCGUCGACCUACUUUGCUGGUCUUAGUGGUGGUGGCUGGUUGGUUGGCUCUAUCUACAUCAACAACUUUACCAGUGUUUCGGAUCUGCAGACGCACGAGGAUGGUGCUGUCUGGCAGCUUGAAAACUCCAUUCUGGAGGGCCCUGACACCGGCGGUAUUCAGCUUUUCGACUCGGUUGGCUACUGGAAAGACAUCCAUGAUGAAGUCUCGGAUAAGUCGGAUGCUGGCUUCCCGACUUCGAUUACAGACUACUGGGGCCGUGCUUUGUCCUACCAGUUUGUCAACGAUACCAAAGGAGGCCCCAGCCAGACUUGGUCGUCCAUCGCUUUGACUGAUGACUUCCAGGAUGGCAACAUGCCUUUGCCCAUCCUGGUGGCUGAUGGUCGUAACCCGGGCGAGUUGCUCGUCAGCAGCAACGCAACCGUGUUUGAAAUUAACCCCUGGGAAUUCGGUUCCUUUGACCCCACUGUCUUUGGUUUCGUCCCCACCGAGUACCUGGGAUCUCGUUUCGUGGGUGGAAGCUUGCCCGACAACGAGACCUGCGUUCGCGGUUUCGACAAUGGCGGCUUCAUCAUGGGUACCUCGUCCAGUUUGUUCAACCAGUUCUUCCUGAAUGUCAACAGCACUGCGUUGCCCGACUGGCUCAAGAGUAUCUUCACCAACAUCCUUGGUGACAUUGGUGAGGACUCUGACGAUAUCGCCGUCUACUCCCCGAACCCCUUCUAUGGAUGGCGCAACAACUCCUCCCCGUACUCCGGCUACAAGGAGCUCGACAUUGUGGACGGUGGAGAGGAUCUCCAGAACAUCCCUCUGCACCCGCUGAUCCAGCCUGAGCGCCACGUCGAUGUCAUCUUCGCUGUCGACUCCUCUGCUGACACGGAAUACUCGUGGCCCAACGGUACCGCGCUCGUUGCCACCUAUGAGCGUACCCAGAACUCCACCGGUAUCGCCAACGGCACUGCCUUCCCGGCCAUUCCAGACACCAACACCUUCAUCAACAAGGGCUUCAACCAGCGACCCACUUUCUUUGGCUGCAACGCCACCAACGCUACCAGCAGCUCUGGCGAUGUCGCUCCCUUGAUCGUCUACCUCCCCAAUGCACCCUACGUCCUCUACUCCAACGUCUCCACCUUCGAGUACCCCUCGUACAACGACACCUACCGUGACCUCCUCAUCCUCAACGGCCAGGACAUCGUGACGCAGGGUAACAGCACCGUGGACUCGAACUGGUCGACCUGCGUGGGCUGUGCUAUUUUGAGCCGCUCUUUGGAACGCACAAACACCGACAUUCCCCAGGCCUGCACCCAGUGCUUCCAGGACUAUUGCUGGGAUGGUAGCCUCAACAGCACUGCCCCAGCUUCGUAUGAGCCGACCACCGAAUUUAAGGAGGUUAGCGCCGACAAGAGCGCUGCGUCGAUUGCGAUGCCUACGUUGUUCUCGGUGGUGGUGUCUGCUGGCGCUGCUUUGUUGUUGAUGUAGGCUUGUAGCCCCGAUCUUCUUUUCACUUCUACUUUUGAAUUUUGGAUUUUGACACUAGUUGGAUAAUACCAUUUUGCUCGUUAUGAGAGGAUAUAAACCAAUAAAUUGAAUUGCUUGGAAUAAACGAUGUACCGUUGCAUUUUUGUACGAUCGUAGACGCACGUGACCAUCACCAC